UCCCCCGGAAACGUAGGAGUGUAUUAUCUCUGCACAGUUGUAAACUGGCUUCAUUUAUAUAGCCAAUGCAUUCAACAAACGGGAUGUAGUGAAGGGGCGAGCAGCCCCACGAUGAUCAGCGGGACGUUGAUGCAAGUGAACUCCUCGAUGGCCUGAAUGCUUUGUGAAGAAGCAGCAGCUCCCGCAGGGACGGGACCAGCGCGCUUGGUUUAAGAGUUGGCAGAAAUCCACUUUUACUCCGCCUGCCGAUCCGCUUCCUCCGCUGAGCAUUUAAACUUCCGUAGCAGAGGCGUUGUCACCAGAGCAGGAAGGCUGUGGGCCACGAAUCUCGCAACACCAUCUCCACCAAAAAGAGGAAGUUUGGGUCUGCCGUUUUCGCAUCGUUGGAGGGCAACAGGGGAACAAGCAUAUAUUGCAGCGAGAUUUAAGGAACUUUGAAAAUGACAGAUGACUUUGCUACCCAUGCCUGCUGAGGAGGAUUUCGUCACUCACUUCCCGCUGAAAAGCUAUCUCGCCACAUUAAAAAAUCCUAACGUAAGAGCGGCAAGUGGAAUGAGCGCCGAUCAGCUUCUUCAGGCACAAAGAUAUCAAUUCGUCACCAUUCUCGGAAGAAGCUCAGUAGAAAACUUUGAGACAAUCCUUGAUCAUUUAUUAGCAUGGGAUCUUCUAAAUUGGGAAGAAUAUGAAACUGUGAAAUUAUCGCGACAUCUGUUUAGUUCCAGUCGUAAUCUCCUUGACGUCAUAAUUUGCAAAGGGACAAGAGCCUGCGAACUUUUUAUCGUUGUUUUGAAAAAUAUCUUUCACAGCUCACAGCUGAGUGGUUUACUGCUGAUGAACUAUAAUCCUCCAGAAGAGACUGACAAAUCUACAGCUACAUCACUGGCUUCCCAGACUCUUCAAAAACGUAGACCUGACUUAGUAAGAAAGUUGCAUGGACGCACUGCAGCUGUAUUAGCACUUCUGCAUGGCUGUGGCCAUUUUUCGAAAUACGAAUGUGAUGAGAUUCAAUUGCCAAUAUACACACCUUCCCAGCAGGCACGAAAGCUUCUAGAUCUCACCAAAGGAAAGGGGGAUGAUGCAGCUCAUGUCCUGUUAGAGUAUAUUGAAUCCGAACCUGGACCUAUCAAGCUGGUGCUCGAUAAUGCAUGCAUAAAGUAUCAGGAAAAAUUGAGUUCAACACUGGCUGCCCAGUCCCGAUUUCUAACUAAUUAUGCAGGAACAGAAAAUAUGUGUCUAGAGGAUGUUUAUGUGAAUUGUAUCUUGGAAAUAACCAACACUACUUCAGAAAGUGGCUGCUUACGGUCUCUUAUUGGGCUGGAAGAUAUCUUUGGACCAGAUGGUGUAUUAAAUAAAGAUGCAGACGUGGUGUUGAUCAUUGGGGAAGCAGGAAGUGGGAAAAGCACUUCACUACAGCAAAUGCAACAGUUAUGGGCAACAAAACAAGCAUUCCAGGAAUUCACAUUUGUAUUUGCAUUCAGCUGUCGAAGGUUAAACUUCAUUGAUACAGAAGUAUCACUCAGAAUGUUACUGUUUGAACAUUGCUGCUGGCCAGAUGAUCAUCAAGAUGAGGUUUUCCAAUAUAUUCUGGAUCAUCCUGAAGAAAUCAUGUUUAUGCUUGAUGGGUUUGAUGAACUUAAGUUCCAGUUUACAGAUGAGGAAAGGCACUGUUCUCCCACCAAGCCCACCACUGCACUGAAUCUGAUCUUUAAUCUUCUCCAAGGGAACUUGAUGAAAAGCACUAAAAAAGUUAUGACCAGUCGGCCAAGUGCUGUGACUGCUAUGUUAAGGAAAUAUCUGCAGAAAGAAAUUACUUUAAAAGGUUUCUCACGUGAGGGAAUUGAAGCAUUUAUAAAGAAAUGCCAUAGCAACACCUCAAAUGCAGAACAUAUUUUAUAUUUUGUUGAGGCAAACUCUGCUGUUCACGGGCUCUGUCAUGUGCCCUUCUUCUGUUGGAUUGUAUCAAAUUGCCAUGAGCAGCUAAUGCAGAACAGUGGUGAUUUCACUCAGACAAUGACUGACAUCUAUCUUCUGAUCCUGGAUCACUUUCUAUUGCAUUUUACACACAACAGCCAGGGAGUAAAUGAAAUUCUACAGAGCCAAAUUGCUACUAUCCUCCACCUUAGCAAGUUAGCAAUGGAUGGUUUAAUCUCAUGUAACUACGUAUUUUCAGCUGCACAUCUACAAGAGGCUCAGAUAUCUAAAGAAGACAUUUCUUUGGGGUUUCUUGUUCAUAGUCAUAGUUUUUCCCGUGCAUGGACUGCUAAUAAGAAUAAGAAUUAUGAAUUUCUUCACAUCACUAUCCAGUGUUUCUUUGCUGCACUCUAUAUCACUAUAAGUGAUAAUGUAGGAGAAUCUACCCUUUACUCGUUGUUCAAAUCUAGAGAGAAGGGAACAUCGUCCUGUAUGAUGUCAGCAGCUUGCAUUGAAAGUUUCCCAUUCAGCUGCCUCCAGUCUAAUGUGGAGCCUGAAAGGAGACGCAAGACUAUGUUACAGGAAGCAGAGAAAUCGAACCUUCAGAUAACAGCAAACUUUGUUUCUGGGCUUUUGUCAGGUAGACACAGGAAUCUGAUACAGAAAUUUUCAGGCAUCCCGAAGCAAUCCAAGAAGUACAAACUGGUUAAGAACUACUUGGCAAAGGGCAUUGAGAAACAUUUCCUAUCCAUACCACCAGCUGUUGGUGAGGAGAAGAAAAGCAUGCAUGCAUUGCCUGAAUUUGUAUGGUGGAUCAAAUGCAUUUAUGAAAUGCAGGACAAUGAUUUAGCCAAACAAGCUGUUAGUAAUCUGGAGGUGGAUCACUUGAAGCUGACCUAUUGUGGAAUAGGGCCGGUUGAGUGCACUGCCCUUGCUUAUGUCCUCAAACACUUGAAAAAUCCUAUGGGAUUACAAUUGGAUUACAACUCAGUUGGUGAUAUAGGAAUUGAACAGCUUCUUCCCUGCUUGAUUAAUUGCCAGUCUAUUUACCUCCGGGCAAAUAAUAUUUCUGAUCGCGGAGCCUCCAAAUUGGUCGAUCAAGCUCUUGGCUGCUGCAAUUUACAAAAGAUUGCAUUGUUUCAUAACAAUUUAACUGAUGCAAGUGCCCAGAAUUUUGCAAAGCUUCUUAAACACAAGAAGAACUUUAUAGCACUAAGGCUGGGCAACAACCAUUUAACAGCUGCUGGGGCAAAAAUACUGGCAGAAGGUUUAAAACAAAACAACUCCAUCCAGUUCUUGGGACUUUGGGGAAACAAAGUUGGAGAUGCUGGUGCCUCUGCUAUUGCAGCAGCUCUUGAAAAUAACACUAGUCUCUUGUGGCUGAGCCUUGUCGGUAAUAACAUUGGCAGUGAAGGUGCCAGGGCUUUGGCUUUAAUGUUGAAAAAGAACACCAUUCUGGAGGAGCUGUGUCUUCAGGAAAACAAUUUAAUUGAUGAGGAUAUAGAGCACUUCAUAGAAGGACUGCAGAACAACUCAAGCUUAAAGGUUCUCAAGCUGUCUAAUAAUAAGAUAACCAAAAAAGGAAUGGAAUUUAUUGUUACUGCCCUAAAGCACAAUACUACCAUUACAUCAAUUUGGUUAGGAAGAAAUCAAAUGACUGCCAUGGAGAUUGAAGAGAUGACCAGAGCAGAAAGGAGACUGACAUUUUGAUCAAAAACUUUGACCUUUUAUUGCUGGUCUCACAAAGAACUGUGCUGUCCCACUUUAUUUAUUUAUAGAUGUGAGAGGGUCAUAUUUAUGAAUCUUAUUCUUUAAUAAACAUUUUUUACUUUAUCAAUCA
This is a messenger RNA of Pristis pectinata (smalltooth sawfish), 3751 nucleotides long. RefSeq names its product nucleotide-binding oligomerization domain containing 2 (gene nod2). Gene Ontology annotation, cellular component: cytosol. Gene Ontology annotation, biological process: positive regulation of canonical NF-kappaB signal transduction; response to muramyl dipeptide; regulation of apoptotic process. The transcript has 13 exons. Gene Ontology annotation, molecular function: protein binding. Lineage: Eukaryota; Metazoa; Chordata; Chondrichthyes; Rhinopristiformes; Pristidae. The record is from RefSeq and is a predicted model, not a curated record. The coding region runs from base 448 to 3621 and encodes 1057 amino acids.